Molecule: messenger RNA, 1045 nt
Organism: Agelaius phoeniceus (red-winged blackbird)
Lineage: Eukaryota; Metazoa; Chordata; Aves; Passeriformes; Icteridae
Gene: CENPV
Product: centromere protein V
Molecular function (GO): carbon-sulfur lyase activity
Source: RefSeq, a predicted model, not a curated record
CCCCUCCUGUGUCCCCUCAGCCCCUCCCGUUCUCCCCCCGCCCGUAUCCCCUCAGCCCCUCUGGUGUCCCCUUCCGGUCCCCUCCCGUAUCCCCUCAGCCCCUCCCGUGCCUCCUCAUCUCCUCUGUUUCCCCUCCUGUUUCCCCCCUCGUACCCCUCCCGUGUCCCCUCAGCCGCCCCGUCCCCGCCGGUGCCGCCGUUCCGCCCCCCGGGCCGUGCACGUCGCGGGGGCGCCCCCCGGUGGCGCAGGCGGAGGCAGCGCAUGGGGCGCGGCGCGGCGGGCGGCGCGCGGCGCUCCCGGCGGGGCAGCGCGGCCGCGGGCGGGACGCGCCGGGCCCGGAACAGGAAUGCGGGGGGAAGCCCGGCCGGGGCCAAGGCGGAGCCCCCCGGGCCCGGCGUCAUCGAUCUGGGGGCGCAGAGCGGGCGCUGGGCCGCCUUCCAGGAGCGGCACCGGCUGAGCUGCGAGGAGGCGGCGCGGCUGCUGCUGGACGCGUAUGAAUACAGGGGUUUGGUGAAGCACACAGGAGGCUGUCACUGUGGAGCCGUCCGCUUCGAGGUCUGGGCUUCAGCAGAUCUGCACGUGUUCAACUGCAAUUGCAGCAUUUGCACAAAGAAACAGAACCGACACUUCAUUGUGCCAGCGUCGCGUUUCAAGCUGCUCAAGGGCGCUGACAAUUUGACAACUUAUACCUUCAACACACACCGUGCCCAGCACACGUUCUGCAAGACCUGUGGUGUUCAGAGCUUUUAUACUCCUCGUUCUAACCCUGAUGGUUAUGGAAUCGCUCCCCACUGUCUGGAUGAUGGCACUGUGCAGACCAUUAUCACAGAGGAUAUCAAUGGCAAGGAGUGGGAGAAAGCAGUGAGGGAACAUAAGACCAUCAGAGACAUGUCAAAACCCUGACACAUCCUCCCAGCAGCCUUGGGAGCACUGCCAAGGAAAUGCAGUCUGGGCUUUCCUGGGUGGUGGUUGGUGAAAUCAAUCUCUAAUUACUGUUACCUGUUCUCUGUUUCUUAAAUAAAUCUUUCUAUGCUGUUUUGUCUCA